Molecule: messenger RNA, 493 nt
Organism: Emys orbicularis (European pond turtle)
Lineage: Eukaryota; Metazoa; Chordata; Testudines; Emydidae
Gene: C21H19orf33
Product: chromosome 21 C19orf33 homolog
Exons: 4
Coding region: 31-306 (91 amino acids)
Source: RefSeq, a predicted model, not a curated record
GCCCCGCCGCGACUCGGGCUGCGGAGCAGGAUGGAUUGUAACCGGGCGGCGGCUGUUGGCUCAGACCCCAAGAAACAUGAGGCGGGGAAGAAAGAGGGGCACCCGCAUCACCCGGGGCACCCCAAGCACAAGGACGGGCACAGCUCCUCGGACUCCAGCAGCAGCUCCAGUGAGAGCGACGGGGAGCACCAUGGCAAGCCCCACGGCCCAGGCCACGAGCACAAGAAGAAGAAGGAGAAGAAGCUGAAUAAGGAGAAGAAGCCGAAGGAGAAGAAGGAGAAGUCCAAGGAGAAGAAGAGCCACUGAUGCCAGCGCCAGGACUGGCCGUGUCUCGCCCAGACGGCACAGCUGCCUCUGGGCAGAGACCCGGCCCCAGAGCAGGGCCGCGAGGAGACCCAGCGGCUCAGCCUGGCACCCACGGCCGUUCGCUGUUAUCUUUGGAGCCUGCCCUUUGGAGCCUUAAUUGGAAAUAAACAAGCUCAGACCCACCCUU